Messenger RNA from Cucurbitaria berberidis CBS 394.84, 1308 nucleotides. RefSeq lists its product as uncharacterized. The record is from RefSeq and is a predicted model, not a curated record. The transcript has 3 exons. The coding region runs from base 46 to 864 and encodes 272 amino acids. Lineage: Eukaryota; Fungi; Ascomycota; Dothideomycetes; Pleosporales; Cucurbitariaceae.
GCACGCCUCAUCUGUCCUUGACUCUCAUCUUGAACUACCAUCAACAUGCGUUCAUCUCUCCUCUCUCUGGCAGUACUGCCUUUGUUGGCCGCUGCGCAAAAGCAUGGUUCAGGUGCUGAGGGAACCGUCAUGGGCCCUGUCCAGUUCCUGUGGCCAUCAGAUCGUCUUUGGGAUGCCAAAACCGACAACGUAGCGCCUUGCGGAUCCCCAGACGGACCGAAGAACAGAACCACCUACCCGUUGUCUCAAGGCUCAGUCGCACUCAGCAUCGCUGACGAGGCCUACAAGAUCGCCUUCCGCCUUGCGAUUGGCGACAACCCCACAAAGCAGUCUGACUUUGAUGACCAGAUUGUUGACAACGUUACCGAAGUUGAUCCCGGCCAUCAAUGUUACAAGAUUGAAGCGCUCGAGAACAUCAGAGAAGGCACCAAUGCCACCAUUCAGCUCGAGUACUGGGCCGAUUUCGAAGGCGAGAACGACGGCAAGAACCAGUCCUUCUUCGCUUGCGCCGAUAUUACCUUUGUCGAGACCAAGAACUUCAAGCUUCAAGUCCCAUGCUUCAACGUGACGAGCAAAGACUUUGAACCCCCGGAGACCUCUGGCACUCCAGCUACGCCAUCUGGCGGCGCCAAUCUCUCUGGCUCGCAAACACCAUCCGCUUCGUCUGGUAGCAGUGGACUCUCCAAGGGUGCCAAGGCAGGCAUCGCCGUAGGAGUGAUCGUUGCAGGUCUUGCCAUCUUCGGCGCCAUUGGUUUCUUCUUAUGGCGGAGAGGCAGGAAUGCUGGUCUCCAAGGAAAGGAUCAAUAUGAGCUCAGGGCGAAGAACUUGUCGAGCCCGGAUGGCGACAGGAAAGUCGGAGCAUAAGGGACGAACCAGUGGAGCGGGAAGUGCGGUAUGAAGUGCGUUGCAUUCUUUCAGAGGGUUCGAAGUAAAAGCUGUAGAUAUGGUGGUAUUGCGGGAGGGUUUUGCGCGAUGUUUUGACGUAAUGCGUUACGACGUAUGUAGUUCCUUUUGACGAUACACAAUGAAUACGAUAGUUAUACCCCCUACUUCAUCUUGCUCCAAGAACCUGAGAUACUCAAUAUCUUGAAGCUGUCCAGUUUCCGCGUCGAGCAGGUAGGUUGCAUACACCUUGGCCGUUUUGGGUCGGGAGAUGGCGUUGCGGAAAACCUUUGACGGUAGUUCCACCGCUUAUAUCGCUAGGGCGGAUCGACGAUCAGAUAAGGCGCCUUAUGGUGCACGACCCGUACCACGACUCGCUUCAUACGUGAACAACAUGAGCCCGCGACAUUCACAGUCGAAUACAAA